Molecule: messenger RNA, 14452 nt
Organism: Thamnophis elegans (Western terrestrial garter snake)
Lineage: Eukaryota; Metazoa; Chordata; Lepidosauria; Squamata; Natricidae
Gene: ZFHX3
Product: zinc finger homeobox 3
Exons: 11
Coding region: 671-11428 (3585 amino acids)
Biological process (GO): brain development; regulation of neuron differentiation; regulation of transcription by RNA polymerase II
Cellular component (GO): nucleus
Molecular function (GO): zinc ion binding; DNA-binding transcription factor activity, RNA polymerase II-specific; RNA polymerase II cis-regulatory region sequence-specific DNA binding
Source: RefSeq, a predicted model, not a curated record
CGCCGCCUGGGCUGAAUCUUAUUGAUCCAGAAGGUGGCUAAUUAGCCCUUCCCGUCGUGCCUGGGUAAUGAGGCACAUGCGCACUGCACUAAUCAGCCAUUUUUUGCAGGAAACUAAUUAGCAGAAUAAAGAUCCAAAGAGUUUUUUUCCUCCUCCCUAAUCAGCAGAUCUGAACGCGGGCGCUUCCUGCUCCGGCCGCCCCGCCGUCCGGCUCCCGCCCGCCCGGGCCCCCGCCCGCCUCGCUCCGGGGCGCCGCCGCUCCCGGCGACGAUGCUGCUGCUGCUGCUGCUGCUGGGCAGCGGCGGCGGCGGCGGCGGCGGGGGCAGCAGCGGCCCCGGUGGCGCAAGUGGAAGCGGCUGCCGCCCGGCUCCGGCCGCCGCGCCUGCUCCGCGCCUCUCCUCUGCCUCGUCUCGCCGCCGCCGCCGCCACCACCGCCGCCGCCGCCAGUCCGGACUGCAGCUGGGAGCCCGCCGCGCCUGCAGCCUUCAUGGGAUCCGUCUCCCCCCCCGCGCCGCCCGGGAUUAGCCGUCUCGCCGGAGCUCUCGCAGCAGGAGGGGCCGAGGAGGAAGAAGAGGAGGACGGGCGCAGGAGGAGGGAAGACGCCGCCGCCGCCGCCGCCGCCGCGUCCCGGCCGUGCCAGGUGCGAUGAACGCUGGCUGCAGGGCUGACAAUGGAAGGCUGUGAUUUGCCGGUCAUCCUAGGCAAGGACCUCGGGGGCGCUGGGCCUCAGCACCAGCAGUGGCCUGAGUUUGGCAGCGCUCACCACCUCCCCACUGCACCCGAUGACACAGAGUCCACCGCAGCAGCCCAGCUAGGCAAUGAGCGGGCUUCCUUCUGCGAACGCUUGCCAGGAAGUGCAGCCGCCGCUGCUGCGUGCAGCCCCGAGCCCAGCAGCAAGGAGAUCAGCUGUAACGACUUUGCGGCCUCAUUUGCCAGUUUACAGGCCUACAUGGAGCCCCCCUGUGCCAGUGCCCAUCCUCUGCUCCCCUCGCAAGAGGACUGCGGGAGUGACAUUGGCGAGGAAGAGGAGGAGGAGGAGGAGGAGGAGGAGGAGGAGAGCGAUAUCGAGAAUCUGGCCGGAGAGAUCGUCUACCAACCGGACGGCUCAGCAUAUAUUGUAGAAAGCCUCAGUCAGCUGAGCCAAGGCGGUGGGGGGCUCCCGCCCCUGCUGGCGAACUCUGCUCUCACCAUCCCAGGAGCCAAGUCGGGGGACUCUGCUGCGGCCGUGCCCCAAGUCUAUCCGCAGAUCAUCAACACUUUCCACAUUGCCUCCUCCUUUGGGAAGUGGUUUGAAGGCCCAGACGAGGCCUUUCCCAGCACCUCCGCCCUGGUGGGGGUCAGCCCCGUCCUGCACAGCUUCCGCGUCUUUGACGUGCGCCACAGAAGCAACAGGGAUUACCUGAACAGCGACGGUUCUGCCAAAAGUUCCUGCGUAUCCAAAGAUGUUCCCAACAAUGUGGACAUGUCCAAAUUUGAUAGCUUUGUCCUCUAUGGGAAGAGGAAGCCCAUCCUGAUGUGCUUCUUGUGCAAGCUCUCCUUCGGCUUUGUCCGCUCCCUUGUGAGCCACGCAGUGCACGAUCACCGGAUGACUCUGAGCGAGGAGGAGCGGAGGAUUCUUAGCAACAAGAACAUCUCCGCCAUCAUCCAAGGGAUCGGCAAAGACAAGGAGCCCCUCGUGAGCUUCCUGGAACCAAAAAACAAAAACUUUUCACACCCUUUAGUUUCCGCUACUGACCUCAUAAGCCCCGGACACAGUUUCUACGGCAAAUUCAGUGGGAUUCAUAUGGAAGGGGAGGGGGGCUCCCAGACUGGGGCCGCCAGCACAAGCGACCAGCCCCAGGCAGCAGACCUCUUAGCCCCAGGGGGCCUCUUAAACCUGGGGGGGCUGACAAGCUCAGCUCUGAAGACCCCAAUUACCUCAGUUCCCCUGGAUGCCCCCUCCUCCAGCCCUUCCGCCGCCUCCUCCGAAGGGAAGGGCCCCGGGGGGCCCGGCAGUAAUGCGCAGGGCAGCUCCUUGGCGAAGGCGGAACUGCCCGGGGAGGAUCAGGAGGAGGAGGAGGAGGAGGAAGGUGCUGGCGGGGGUGGCCAAGGGCUGUUUCCACACAGGCUGGAGCAGGAUCCGGAGGAGAAGCUUCCUGCCACCGCUGAGCCCGGGUUGGUGGCCCACAGUGGCAGCCGCCUGAAGGAUCUUGCUCUCUCAAACCAAAGCAUAUCCCCCUUAAUGCCUCACGUGCUUCAGGGGGUGUCGAGGGGCCUGGCUCCUUCCGCUGCUCCUCCUCCCGCUCCUUCCUUCGUCUUUGAUGGUGCAAACAGGAGGAGCUGCUUGAGCUUUAACAGGGAGGGCAGCCAGAGGGCAGCUGAUGAUACGGGGGAGGAAAGUGCCAACAGAGACGAUGCCCCAGAACUCAGCGAGAGCCCGGAGGGGGAGGAUGGGCUCUGCCUCCCCCACCACCAGCACGGAGGGCCCCUCUGUGAUCUGGGGGGGGAGGGCUGCCCCUCGGGGGGAGGGGUGGAGUGCCCCAAGUGUGACACCGUGCUGGGGUCCUCGCGCUCCCUGGGGGGCCACAUGACCAUGAUGCACUCGCGCAACUCCUGCAAGACCCUCAAGUGCCCCAAAUGCAACUGGCACUACAAGUACCAGCAGACCCUGGAGGCCCACAUGAAGGAGAAGCACCCGGAGCCGGGAGGGACCUGCGCCUUCUGCCAGUCGGGGCAGCUGCACCCUCGGCUCGCCCGGGGCGAGAGCUACACCUGCGGCUACAAGCCCUUCCGCUGCGAGGUCUGCAACUACUCCACCACCACCAAAGGCAACCUCAGCAUCCACAUGCAGUCGGACAAGCAUCUCAACAACAUGCAGACCCUGCAGAACGGCAGCGGGGAGCAAGGCUUCAGCCACGCUGCGGGGGCCGUGGCCGUGGCCACGGCAGCCGCCACCAGUGUUGGGGGCGGCUGUGGGGCCCCCUCCCCCACCAAGCCCAAGAGUAAGCCUUCCUGGCGAUGCGAGGUGUGUGACUACGAGACCAACGUCGCCAGGAAUCUCCGCAUCCACAUGACCAGCGAGAAGCACAUGCACAACAUGGUGCUGUUCCAGCAGAAGAGCAGCCAGGUGCCCCUCGGCCUGGACGGCCUCUCCGCCGAAGCCGAGCUCUACAGUUACUACCUGGGCCAGAACCUGAAUAUGGACCACAGCCCGGCCUCCGAGGCGCAGUUCCUGACCGGCAGCCAUUUCCCGGUGGAGCCCAGCCACACCUUGGCCUCUGUGGCCCCAUCCCUAGUGGGGGGAGAGAUCCCUCUGGAGCCGCCGCUCGGGGGAGGGCAGCUGGUGCCCGAGGAGCUCGUGAACCUGGGGGAGACCUUUGACCAGAGCAGUGACCCUUCACGGAAGCUGUUCCAGUGUGCCAUGUGCAACAAGUUCACCACUGACGCCUUGGACCUCCUGGGGCUGCACCUGAACGCGGAGAGGGCCCUGCCCGAGGAGGAGUGGAAGGGGGCCGUGGGGGAGGCCUACCAGUGCCGGCUGUGCCAUUACAGCACGCAGCUCAAGGCCAACUUCCAGCUGCACUGCAAGACCGAGAAGCACCUGCAGAAGUACCAGCUGGUGGCGCACAUCCGGGAGGGUGGAAAGGCCAACGAGUGGCGCCUCAAGUGCAUGGUGAUGGGGAACCCGCUGCACUUGAAGUGCAACGCCUGUGACUAUUACACCAACAGCCUGGAGAAGCUGCGCCUUCACACCGGCAAUUACAGGCACGAGGCCAGCCUGAAGCUGUACAAGCACCUUCAGAAGCACGAGAGCAGACUGGAGGGGGACAGCUGCUUCUACCACUGUGUCCUUUGCAACUACUCCACCAAGGCCAAGCUCAACCUUGUUCAACACGUGCGCUCCUUGAAGCACCAGCGAACCGAAAGUUUGCACAAGUUGAAGCGCUUGCAGAAGAGCCUUCCCGAGGAAGAGGAGGACCUGGGCCAAAUCUUCACCAUCCAGCACUGCCCAGCUGCUGACAUUGAGGAGCUCAUUGGAGAUGCGGAAGGACUCGGCGAGGUGGCAACAAGCCCUGAUGAGGCAGCCAAAGAAGUGGAGAGCGUGGCUGACCAGGACCAGGCCACGUGGGCAGCGGAAGGUCCCCAGGCUGAGAAGGAGCCAGCAGAGCCCUCACUGCCCUCCAAGCACCCGUCAUUUUCAAGACACUCGGCGUCACCUGUCCCCAGAUGGCCCACACCAUCAGACGAGGCCAAGCUAGAGCAGGUGUACCACUGCCUCUACUGCAAGUACAGCAAUCCGGAUGUCAACCGGCUGCGGGUACACGUCGUGACCCAGCACUCCAUCCAGCCGACGCUCAGGUGCCCCCUCUGUCAGGACCUGCUCAGCAACAAGCUCCACCUGAAGCUGCACCUGACCCACCUGCACAGCGUGUCUCCCGACUGUGUGGAAAAGCUCCUCUUGACGGUGACCACGCCGGAGGCCGUGAUGCCUAGCAACGUGUUCCCCACAGCAGCGGCAGCAGCGGCGGCAGCGGAUCGAGAUGGAAACGAGGAGCCCCUCCAGCCACCCGAGAGCUCGGAGGAAGGGGGCAAAGGCCUGCGGUUGCUGCCAGAGGCCGUGAGGCAUGGCAGCAGCGGAGGGAAGCCUGCGGCGUCCGAGCAGCCCGGGGCCAGAGAGGAGACGGGCUUCUUCUGCUGGAAGAAGGGCUGCGGCCAGGGCUUCAAGAGCUCCUCUGCCCUCCAGGCCCACUUCAGUGAGACGCACGGCAGGCGGCCACAGCUUCCUGUUUCCGAUCGCCACGUCUACAAGUACCGCUGCAACCAGUGCAGCCUGGCCUUCAAGACCGUCGAAAAGCUCCAGCUGCACUCCCAGUACCACGCCAUCCGGGCAGCCACCAUGUGCUGCCUCUGCCAACGGAGCUUCCGCACCUUUCAGGCCCUUAGGAAGCACCUGGAAGCCAGCCACCUGGAUCUGAGCGAAGCCGACAUCCAGCAGCUGUACAGCGGACUGCUGGUCAACGGCGAACUGUUCGCCGUGGGGGACCUUCCGUUGGCUGAGGACCACCCCAUGAUGACGACGACGGAGGAGGAGGAGAAAGAGGAGGAGAACAGCGACCAGGAAGACAAGCAGAGCCCUGCGGGAAGCGACUGCGGGUCCCUCCAGGAAGACUCUGGCUCAGAACCGAAACGGGCUCUUCCCUUCCGGAAGGGCCCCAAUUUCACCCUGGAAAAAUUCCUGGACCCAGCCCGCCCCUAUAAGUGCACCGUUUGCAAAGAAUCCUUCACGCAGAAGAACAUCCUCCUGGUCCACUACAAUUCCGUUUCCCACCUGCACAAGCUGAAGAGGGCCCUGCAGGAGUCUUCCGCCAGCCAGUCCGAGGCCACCAGUAGCCCCGACCACAAGCCCUUCAAGUGCAGCAUCUGCAGCGUGGCCUACAGCCAGAGCUCCACCCUGGAGAUCCACAUGCGCUCUGUGCUGCAUCAGACCAAGGCGCGAGCAGCUAAGCUGGAAGCAGUCAGCGGCAGUGGCCACAGCAAUGCUUCCCUGGGCUCCUCCAUGCCCAGCCCCUUGGGGGCCGGCACCACGAGCCUCACCUCCUCCUCCUCCGCUGCCCCCCAGAGCAACAUAAGCACAGGUAGCACCGGCUCUACUCCGCCUCUUCUCAGCCAGGCUUCUUGCGACCCCACAGGGCAGCCUCCUCUGAACCUGCCCAUCCGGAGCAGCCACUCACCUGCAGCCCCCUUGAGUCCUUCAGAACCUAAAGAGACCAAUCGUAAGAAGCCCGGAGAUGCGCCUGCGUGCCGCCAGCCGCUGCCCCCACCGCCCAACUCUCUGAUGCAGGCCCAGCUGCAGCAAGAGCUGCAGCAGCAAGCAUCGCUUCUGCAGGCCCAGCUUUUCAGCCCUGCGCUCUUGCCCCACUUCCCCAUGGUCCCAGAGGCCCUCCUGCAGCAGCAGCAGCAACAGCAGCUACUCUUCCCCUUCUAUUUCCCCAGCGCCGAGUUGCAGCUGAACGCCGAGGUGAGCUUGCCGAUGACCAACGGCACUUUGACGCUGGGCCUGCUGGAGGAUCUGAAACCCCAGCUUCCACAGCCAAGCCACCCGCAGAUGAUGCAGCAGCAGCCGCCGCUUCCACUGUCACAGCCUCCAUGUGUGCCCGUCCCACCGAGCGUGGCCCCGGACAAGAAGGCCAAGUCUGUGGCGAAGGAAAAGGAGGCCCAGCGAGAACAGGAGAUGGCAGAGAAGGGCGGCAGAAGCCCCUCCUGCCAAGAGCCCCCCCUGCCUGAGGCCAGCAAGGCCCAGGAGAAGGCUGACCCAGCGGGGCCCACAGAAGCAGCUGGGAGCAGCCCCGAGGAGGCGCCUUGGCUCCCUCCCCGCAUUGCUGUGGAUGCUCGUGGGAACGCCACCAAAGCUUUGCUGGAGAACUUUGGGUUUGAGCUGGUCAUUCAGUACAACGAGAACAAGCAGAAGGCGGCCGGGAGGGUCGAGCAGGGCAUCGGCCUGGAGAGGCUGGAAUGCGAGUCCUGCAGCAAGUUCUUCUCCAACGUGCUCAUCCUGAAGACCCACCAGGAACACGUCCACCAGCACUACCUGCCCUUCCAGCAGCUGGAAAGCUUUGCCCAGCAGUACCGAGAGCACUACGACCAGCUCUACCCGCUGCGGUCCCUGACGCCUGAGCCGGCCCCACCGCCCCCUCCUGCCCCAGCCGUGACUGCUGCCCCUCCCCAGCCACCUUCCACGCCCACCCUGCAGGUCUCCGCCUCCCCCAUGACCUCUCCCUCCCUCGCCCCCAAUCAGCCUCCCUUGCCCCACACACAGCCCCUCCCUCUGCCGAUGGAGCUGCCUCUCUUCUCGCCACUCAUGAUGCCCACCAUGCCUUUGCAAGCCCUGCCGGCCCAGUUGCCGCCCCAGCUUGCCCCCGUCGACUCUUUACCAGCAGAGCUGGCUCAGCUGUACCAGCACCAGCUCAACCAGGGCCUCUUGCAGCAGCAGCAGCAGCAGCAGCAGCAGCAGCAGCAGCAGCAGCAGCAGCAGCAGAACAAGAGGCCACGGACACGAAUCACCGACGAGCAGCUCCGGGUCUUGAGGCAGUAUUUUGACAUCAACAAUUCCCCCAGUGAGGAGCAGAUCAAGGAGAUGGCCGAGAAAUCUGGUCUGCCGCAGAAGGUGAUCAAACACUGGUUCCGAAAUACGCUUUUCAAGGAGCGCCAGCGCAACAAGGACUCGCCGUACAACUUCAGCAACCCUCCAAUCACCAGCCUGGAAGACCUGAAGGUGGACUCCCGGCCGUCUUCUCCGGAGCCUCAGAAACACGAGUACUGGGGGAGCAAGAGAUCCUCCCGAACCCGCUUCACAGACUACCAGCUUCGGGUGCUGCAGGACUUCUUUGACGCCAACGCUUACCCCAAGGAUGACGAGUUUGAGCAGCUUUCCAACCUGCUGAACCUCCCAACUCGGGUGAUCGUGGUGUGGUUCCAGAACGCUCGCCAGAAAGCCAGGAAGAACUACGAGAAUCAGGGGGAAGGCAAAGAAGGGGAGCGACGGGAGCUGACCAACGACCGAUACAUCCGGACGAGCAACCUGAACUACCAGUGCAAGAAGUGCAGCUUAGUCUUCCAGCGCAUCUUCGACCUGAUCAAACAUCAGAAAAAGCUCUGCUACAAGGACGAAGACGAAGACGGGCAGGAGGACAGUCAGAACGAAGACUCCAUGGAUGCUACGGAGCUCCUGACGCCCAGCAGCUCCUCCUGCAGCACCCCGAUGCCUUCCCAGGCUUACGGCACGCCCACCUCCUCCGCCAGCGCGGCCUUUCCGUCACAGAGUACCACCGAGGCGGAUAGCGACUGCCCUGCUGCCUGCCAGCCUAAAGCAAACGCUGCCGAUGAGAAACCAAAGCACCCGGAGCCUUCAAGCGGCGCGCAACAAAGCCCGGCUUCAGACAAGCAGCGGCAAACAAAGCGAGAUGGGCAAGUCCCGGCGCAGGACCAAGAAGAGCUGAAGCUGAGCUCGGUGCACCCAAAGGCCUCCCCGCCCCUCCAGCAGCAGCCGGCCCACCCUCUGCAGGGGGGCCCGCCCCAGGCAAGCCCUCCCCCCGCCCAGCUGUCUCACCUGCCUCACAAGCCCCUGGCCACGCCCAUUGCGCAGCAGCUGGCCAACCUGCCCCCUCAGCUUGUUCCGUAUCAGUGUAAGCAGUGCAAGCUGGCCUUCCCUUCCUUUGAGCACUGGCAAGAACACCAGCAGCUGCAUUUCCUGAGCACUCAGGGCCAGUUUCUCCACCCUCAGUUCGACCUGCCCUUCAUGCUCUUUGACCCCAGUAACCCACUGCUGGCUAGCCAGCUGCUCUCUGGGACCCUUUCCCAGCUGCCCAUGAGCUCGGCCACCUCGCCCUCCACCCCAACCGCCACCAUGAGCAGCCUGAAGAGGAAGCUGGAGGAGAAAGCCAGGGUCAGCCCGGUCGGGAACGAUGGCAGCGCUGGGGGAGAGGAGCCCCAGCGGGAUAAGCGCCUCCGGACCACCAUCACCCCUGAGCAGCUGGAAGUGCUGUACCAGAAAUACCUCCUGGACUCCAACCCCACCCGCAAGAUGCUCGACCACAUCGCCCACGAAGUGGGCCUGAAGAAGCGGGUGGUGCAGGUGUGGUUCCAGAACACCCGCGCCCGGGAGAGGAAAGGGCAGUUCCGAGCAGUGGGGCCUGCUCAAGCCCACCGGCGGUGCCCCUUCUGCAGGGCCCUCUUCAAAGCCAAGACCGCCCUGGAAGCCCAUAUCCGAUCUCGGCACUGGCAUGAAGCCAAGCGGGCGGGAUACAACCUGGCCUUGUCAGCCAUGCUUUUGGACUGUGAAGGAGGAGGAGGAGGGGGGGGGCUCCUGGGGAAAGGAGACCUCUUUGACGGGGCCAACUUUGCACAGCUGUCUGCCCCCGGCAGUAGCAGUGACAGCCAGGGAAUCCCCCUCUCCCCAGGCAGCAAGUCUCUAGAGCUCUCUCCGCAGACCCUGCUGAGCCCGUCCUCCAUCAAGGUGGAAGGCGUGGAAGACUUGGAGAGUCCCUCGGUGUCCUCGGUCCACCUGAGCUUUGACCAAGCCAAGCUGGACAAUGACGACUGCUCUUCCGUCAACACAGCCCUCACAGACACGACGACGGGGGACGAGACCAAUGCAGACAACGACAGCGCUACAGGGGUCUUCACAGAAGCCAGGGGGACCUUGGGGCCAAGCGAGGGUCUGACCAAGGCGGCCAUGUUAGCCAUGUCAGAGUACGAAGACAGACUCUCCUCGGGCCUGGUGAGCCCAGCUCCCAGCUUCCACAGCAAGGAGUACGACAACGAAGGCACCGUGGAUUACAGCGAGACCUCAAGCCUGGCAGACCCCUGCUCUCCUAGCCCGGGCACCAGCGGCUCGGCAGGCAAAUCCGGGGAUGGCGGGGAUCGGCCAGGACAGAAGCGCUUCCGGACCCAGAUGACCAACCUCCAGCUGAAAGUCCUGAAGGCCUGCUUCAGCGAUUACAGGACCCCCACCAUGCUGGAGUGUGAGGUUCUGGGCAAUGACAUUGGGCUCCCCAAGAGAGUUAUCCAGGUCUGGUUCCAGAACGCCCGAGCCAAAGAAAAGAAAGCCAAGCUCAACAUGGCCAAGCAUUUUGGCAUCAAUCAAAGUGGCUACGAGGGGCCAAAAACCGAGUGCACCUUGUGUGGCAUCAAGUACGGUGCCCGCCUAUCUGUCCGGGACCACAUCUUCUCUGAGCAGCACAUCUCCAAAGUGAAAGAGACGGUUGGGAGUCAGCUGGACAAAGAGAAGGAGUAUUUUGACCCGGCCACUGUCCGCCAGCUGAUGGCGCAGCAAGAGCUGGACCGACUCAAGAAGGCCAAUGAAGCCCUUGGCCUGGCGGCUCAGCAACAAGGCAUGUUUGACAGUCCCCCCUUGCAGGCUUUGAACAUUCCUGCCAGCUACCCAGCAGCCCUUCAGAGCAUCCCUCCGGUCCUGUUACCAGGUUUGAACAGCCCAUCCCUGCCUGGCUUCACUCCUUCCAAUACAGCUUUAACGUCUCCCAAACCCGCCCUGAUGGGUCUGCCAGGCACAAGCGUUCCCUCGCCCGGGCUUCCCACCUCGGGAUCCCCAAAUAAGAUGGCCUCCCUCAGUUCCCCCCCGCCAGCACAAACCUCCGUGGGCUCCACAACCCCCCUCCCACUGCGGAAGGACAAGGAGAGCGAGAAGGCGAAGGAGAAGGAGCGCCCCCCCAAGACCCGGGGGGAGGCCCUGUCGGGGCCCAAGAAGGACAAAGGGGAGGCGCCCAACCCUGGCCCGGCUUUCCCCGCCAUGGGGCCUGCGCUGGAGUACUCGGCAGAGCCUACCCAGCUGCAGGCCCUGCAGGCGGCUCUCAACACGGAGUCCCUGGCCUUGCUGACCAAUCCCUUCCUCCCGUGUUUUGUGCCCGGCUUCUCUCCGUACUACGCCCCUCAGCUCCCGGGGGCCUUGCAGAGUGGAUACCUCCAGCCCAUGUACAGCAUGGAAGGGGUCUUCCCCUACGGCCCGGCCCUGUCGCAGGCCCUGCUUGGCGUUUCCCCGGGCUCCCUGCUGCAGCACUACCAGCAAUAUCAACAGAGCCUCCAGGAGGCGCUGCAACGGCAAGUGCAGCUGCCCUUGCCUAAAGGCAGCCAGCCCCCCGUCCCCACGGAGGGCCUCUCCCCUGAAAAAGGCCCUGCCAAAGAAUCCCCCAGGCCAGAAGAGAAGAGCAGCUCCCGCCAGGGAUCCCCCCGAAGAGAGCUCGCCACCGCAGGAAGCAGCAGCAGCGCCCCGGACUCCCUCUGGGACCCCUUCAUUGUCCCUCCGGUGCAGUACAGACUGGUGUGCCGGAAAUGCCAGGCCGGAUUCGGGAGCCAAGAGGCGGCCGACGUCCACCUGAAAUCCCUCUGCUGCUUUGGCCAGUCGAUGGGGACUCUGCCCGAGAUGGCGCUUCAGGUGCUCGCUGGCGGGGGCGGCUCCUACCAGUGCGUGGCGUGUGAGAGCACGGUGUGUGGGGAAGAGGCCCUCCAGCAGCAUCUGGAGUCUGCCCCCCACAGACAGCACCAGACAGUCCCCCGAGCAGCAGCCAGAAACGCCAAAGAGCCCCCCAGUCAAUUACCUCACUCUGCCUGCCUCCCUGACCCGAGCACCGCAUCUACCUCGCAGCCCACCGCUCACCCCAAGGACGGCCCCCUGCCCGCCGCUGCCCCCCACUCCUCCAAAAAGCCCUGGCCUCCGGCAGCCUCCCCUCCAGGGAAGCCCCCGCCUCUCUCCUCAUCUUCAACGGUUACCUCAAGCUCAUGCAGCACCUCAGGGGUUCGGCCCUCUCUGAUGCCAAGGAAAUUCUCUUCGGAGGAGUCUGACUCGGGCCGCGGGCCGGAGGCCGAGGGGCUGCUAGAGCCCAGCUCCCCUCGGGGGGACGGCGGCCUCCCCAGCGUGGACCCUUUCCGAUUGUAAGCUUUGAAGACAGACUCUUGCAAAAUGAAUCUAGAAAUAACAAACCGGUUUCAGAAAUAGACUAACUGCAAUCCCAAAGCUUCUAACCAAAAAAGAAAAACGAACCGAGGGAGAAAACGCCUGGGUGGUUUUCCCAGAGGCCGAUGCUGGCAGCUCGGCUUGCUUCUGGGCGGCCGAAAGGUUUGCUGCGGCUCUCUCAAAGGUGGCUGUCACCCCCCCCCCCCAGGAAUCAGCCCCCCCCCCCCACCCGCACAACCCCCUUGAGAGCGCAGUGGAGGCCAGCAUAACUGUGUGGGAAAGCAGAUCGCCCGGGACCAUUUUAACUUUCUCGCUAUCUUAGCAUUCAGAUACCAAUGGCUUGCUUGCUAAAAGGAAAAAAGAAAUGUAACGUUUUAUUCUCAGGUCAAUCGCUCACACUUUGUUUGGUUUUCAGAAUCAUUGUUUUAUAUAAAUAUAUAUAUAUAUAUAUAAUUUCUUUUCUUUUUUUUGGUUUUGAUUUUUUCCAAGGAAAGGAUUUUUUGUUGUUAAUUUAAAAAUGGGCAGAAAGUAUUCAAGAGAAACAAUGUGAACUACAGUAAGUUAGCUUUCUGGGGAUUUUAGGGGCAUCUUUUCUGCUGAAGCCAAUUUCAAGGGGGACCAUUCAGCCCCCCCCCCCCCUUUUCAGAAAAGAAAAGACGCCGAGCGUUAAGGACUUGGGAGUUCUAAACAACUGACUUUCUGUAUUUAUGAUAGAUAUGACCAUUUUUGGUGUUGAGUAGAUUGUUCCAUUGGAAAUGAACUGAAGCAGUAUGGUAGAUUUAAAGACACCCCCCCCCACCCUUUUGUGUAUGUUUAGCUUUUGUAGAUGGUCCGGCUGGCGGCUUCUCAUUCAAUGUUGUCUUGUCCAUUCCUGUCCUGACCGGAUGGAGCCCAGUCUGACUCGCCGCAGCUUUUGCGUCCGUCCCUCUGUUCCCCAGGCCAUCCUGUCCUAAGCUUCCACUUAUCAGUCGCUGCCUUCGUUCCUCAGAGGGCGGCUGCAAAGUUAUUUUAUAAAGUUAAAGGAAAAAAGGGGAAUCCCUUCUGAAAUAUUUUUCUUGGGAGCUCAAAAGUUUCUAAGGUGUAUCCCUGUCGAUUGUGCACUUAACUCUCUCUCUCUCCUUUCGGCUUCCUUCCCUCCCUGUGUAAAGGCUCCAUUUUGGAAAUGUCGGCCUUCCUUUCUCUUUCUGCCCUUGGGGCCCCCAGGUUCCUUUUGAAGGACUUUCCGAGAUGGGGCGAGUGGGCAGGCCUUUUGUUUCUUUCCUCCAGAAGAAGUUUAUGCUUUAAAUAAAACCCAAAGACAAACCCUUUCGGCCGCUGGUGCAGAAGGAGCAAAAAAGGCGCCUUUUGAGGAUUCCUUUCUGUUUUGGCCACAAGGCUCCCUUGGACGCCCAUGAAUGAAGGAGCCUCGGUGCUUCUCCCGCCCUGAGCCUGGACAGACAGUUGCGGGGUUCUUACGCCGUGCCGUGCUCAGAAACGAGGAGGGCGAGCCUGGAGACCCAUAGCCCAGAUGUUCUUCUAUGACCGUCUCCUGCAAAGGGAAAGGGAUUCAGCUGCCAGGCUGAGUUUGCGGCCAGGUGUUUUGAGCCCAGUGCCACCAUCCCUGCGUGCCAUACCCCCCCCCCGCCCCCAAGUGCUCUGCCAAUAGAGCCUGCACCCCUUUCACUUCCCAGCUCCAGACCCUCCCCCUGACUGACGGAAGGGGGCUCUGGGAAAGGCAGCCUCCCCACUGCUGCCCCUCUCUUAGCUGCUGAUCACUUGAUGGGGGAUCCACCACCCUUCCCUGACAGAAAACCCCUUGCCCUGAGUUGCCCUGUGCCCCAGUGGCCGCCGGGACUGCCCCGAACAGCCCCCUCUUUAGAUCCAAAGUGGUGCGGGUGGGUUCUUUGAGAGAGUGUGUUACUGUUGAACAUGACUUAGUAUCCUGAGACUAUUCAUUUUAUCUUUGGUUCUUUAUGUGGUACAUACCUUGUUAGUUUAACACUAGCCUUUCCUGGCCAGUUUUGUGGCCUGCUUGCGUUGACCUCUUUGGCCCCCUUUCUAUCUUCUGCCCUGGUUCCCUCCCUCUGCCCUCUUCUCCCGUUCUGCCUUUCCUCCAUCUGCCUGGGGCAUCCCCAGGUCCUUCCCAGUCUUCUGCCUGCAGGCCUCUACACUCAGCAGGGCUGACGCUGCAGAGCUGCCGGGGAGGACAUUGGCAGCAGGGUCCUCCCUGGCAGGGCAGUGGCAAGCAUUGAGCAGCUUCCUGCCUUGAGCCAAGCUAGGGCCCAACCGUGAUUGCACCUCACCCUCUGGGGCCCUCUGGGGAGGAGCAAGCAGCUAUGGCCAUCCUGGCCUCCGAAGAGGGCUGUGCCAGCGCUUGAGGCUGAGGGUCUUUCCGCCUCUGAGCCCUUCUGUUUGACGGGAGGAACCAGGGAGAGGCCAGGAAUAGUCCUGCCCAAGAAUGUUAGCAAUGCAGACGGACGUGGCUGGCUCCAAGGUGGUGCCCAGCUGGGCCUGGCCCUUAGGCCUUGGGCACACGAGGAAGUGGAAUUCUUUCUGGUUGGUUGGUUGUCUAGACGGGUGGAUGGCUCUGAAAGUCCUGCCCACUGUGAAACACAUAACUUUUUACUAUUUUUUCAUUCCUUUGGUUGGGGGGAGGGGGACAAGACUGGAUAAAACAGAAAGUAUAAAUGAGGUGAAGUCUCUAAACAGCCUUUGCAAUGUACAAAAACUAGAGCAAGUGAAACCAAAAAUGACGUUCUUGGUGUUUUUCUAUAAUGUUGUCUUGUUAGCCUUUUUGUUACUGUAAUAAUGCUGAUCUCAAAUUGUACCAAAAUACAUAGAGAUGGACAAAAGCAGAACCACACAGAACUCUUAAAAAAGAAACCAAACAAAUUUUGUCACAAAACACUUUGUUGUCAUAGUUAAGUUGAUUGUAGAUGGUAUUGAAUAUACUCCUUUGAAAAUAUUUCAUCAAGUAUGUUUCCUGCUCAUUGUGGUACAUUAAAAAAAGAUGAGCCAAAGCUCUUG